AUGAGUUCAGUGUGGUCCCGUCUCAACAUCCUAUCGGCUGAUUAUCCAAAACAGUCUUGCCGUAGUGUGCAAAACACUAUUCCCCAACCAACCAAUGCUUGUGAAAAUGCACCACACCUUGCCGAAGCAAGCAUGAAUCCAGAAAGUUCAAAUCAGGAAAACAUAUAUACUGAUAUGUAUACAUCCACCCCAAUCAGCCCAAUCAGUCCAAUCAAUGAUCCAAGAAUCCUUGCUUCACCAAUCUCGUCCCUGAUUGAGGCAGCUAGGAUACUGCAGUCUGGAAAGCAAUGCGACUCUACAGUAUCAACCAUAUAUACUGCAGAGUCCAUUGCACCAGAUUCAGCAGUGGCUAGCCAUUCAUCAGGAUCCGUUGAGCAUUAUACCGAUGCUCAAGCAUCUAUGCUGUCAUACAGCUAUGCUAAACGGGUUUUGGCGUGUGACAAACCGCCUUUUGAAACUCGGUAUAAAGCUGACCAGAUGAUGUACACAAGCAUUGGAUCUGUGUGCAUGCGAUUGAUCAACAGCGAUUUGUCAGUGUACACGCAGACCAACAAUUUGCGUGGUAUCAGUCCAAUCCAAACUACUGGCAGGGCAACUCGAGGUAAUAUGAACUCGAUUGGAAACGUUGACUUUUUCACAUUGAUGGACGAGAUGCGACAAACAGUCAAAUACCUCACCAUGCAAGUUGUAUCCUUGAAAACUGAUAUGGCCGCUGUGACUAGCGCAUUUGGUCAGUUGCAGAGCCAAACCAAUGACAUUGUUGUCAUGAUGACCAAACACGACAAUGUCAUUCGAUCAUUACUGUGA
Messenger RNA from Batrachochytrium dendrobatidis JAM81, 807 nucleotides. RefSeq lists its product as uncharacterized. The coding region runs from base 1 to 807 and encodes 268 amino acids. The record is from RefSeq and is a predicted model, not a curated record. NCBI's taxonomy places the organism in Eukaryota, Fungi, Chytridiomycota, Chytridiomycetes, Rhizophydiales. The transcript is spliced from 5 exons.